Messenger RNA from Morchella sextelata, 183 nucleotides. RefSeq lists its product as uncharacterized. Gene Ontology annotation, cellular component: anaphase-promoting complex; nucleus. The transcript is spliced from 2 exons. Gene Ontology annotation, biological process: positive regulation of mitotic metaphase/anaphase transition; protein ubiquitination; anaphase-promoting complex-dependent catabolic process. Gene Ontology annotation, molecular function: zinc ion binding; ubiquitin protein ligase activity; cullin family protein binding. The coding region runs from base 1 to 183 and encodes 60 amino acids. The record is from RefSeq and is a predicted model, not a curated record. Lineage: Eukaryota; Fungi; Ascomycota; Pezizomycetes; Pezizales; Morchellaceae.
AUGAAGGUCAGGAUCAAGACGUGGAACGCCGUCGCAUCGUGGCGCUGGGACGUGCCCGAGGACGACGUGUGUGGCAUCUGUCGCGUCCAGUUUGACGGCACGUGUCCGAACUCAUUGCGUCAACGACUGGAUCUCGACCGAGAGCUCGAGGGGCUUGUGUCCCAUGUGUCGGCAGAAGUUUGA